AUGUCAGAAACAGCACCAGCGGUAAAGAUAAAAACAGAACGGCCAGAUGAAGCGGAGAUCAGAGAACUGGCUGCAAAAAUGGUGGAGGCCAACAAGGCGAAAGCUUUGGCGGCAUCUGUCGCGGCAGCGCGGCCUCCGCCUGGUGCACGGCUAGGAGGACCGACUCAAGCAGUUGGAGGUCAAAUGGGUAUUCUUAACUUUCUAACAAGGAAUCAAAAGCCAGGUACUCCGUCCGCCGCCGACACGCGUCCAGUUAGUGACGACAAAAAGACACCAGCUCCAGAUGAAGCCAGUUGGAAAGGCCACUUUGGUUGGGACAUGCUUGGUAAAUGUCACAUACCAUACAUAUUUCGAUCUGGAGAGAAGUACGUAGCAGUGCGAAUGGUUGAAAUUAAGCUAUUGAACAAGUACCUGAAUUAUUUACAUGCAGACAUAUACUCUUGUACCUGUAUUCGAAGCUAUUACAUCACUGAUGUUGAGGCUUUAUUAUUAAAUGAGAUCAAUAAUAGGCAUUGUGAUGGUCAGUUUGGGCGGGAUCCCUUCACACAGAAGGAUUUGGUGGUGAGACUAUCAGACGCUUAUGAGUUCUAUAAUUUCCUAGAUGUAUGCUAUAAUAAACUAUUACGUGGAACAACAAAUAAUAAGGACAAAUGUGGUUUUAUUCGUAUCAAUAAGGAGUCAGUUGUACCAUAUACAGUUAGAGACAAUCAGAAAUUUGUACCUUUGUUCUAUUUUGAAGGUGAAACAGACAAUCUAAAGUUAAAAGCUGACCAGUUAAAAGGCUGGGAUUUAUCAUACCUGAAGUUCUGUUGUAAAGUGCAAGGUAUUAGGAAUGAACUAUUUGCAAGUGAGACAUGUUCAGUGAUUAGUUUAACAGACAUUAAAAGUUAUUUCCCACCUGGUACAGACUUUGAGGAAUACUGGCCAAACAAAGUGGUUGAUUCCCAGCUCCUAAUUUCUGCUAAAGGUUCUGUUUCUGGUGGUCAGUGGACGCGAGCACCACCCGCUCCCCCACCGGGAGUAGUGGGAAGCGUUAGUGCUGGUGUGGGGAUGAACAACGUGGUUGCCCCAUCACGAGGUCGACGGCCCGCCCAGCGCCACACACAAGCAAAUGCAGCCAUGCAAAUGCCUCAUACAGGCCUCUCUGCAGCGGCUGUGCAAGCCUUAGCCAACGGUUGGACAAAUCUACCCGCGUCUUUGACUCCAGCGCAAACUCAACAAGUUUUGCGAUUGGCACAGGCGCAAGUAGCUGCUCAGGCGCAAGCAGCUGCACGGUACUCAACUGCAGCAAAUGCAUUAGCAGCUGCUGCAGCUGGCAUACCUCACCGGUCGCACAACCAGAGAGCUGUGCAGUUUCCAAACAGUGCUAUACCAAUGGCGAUGGGCCAGCAACCUCCACCGCUGGUGAGGAGCUCGGCAAACUCCAACAAUAUGAAUGUUUCGGCACAAGCAAGUGGGUCAAUGAAUGGCCACUCAACCUCUCACUCCGGGGACACAAGGAAACGACUCACAGCUAUCCCAGACAUCAAUAUCAGUGGAAACCAUACGCCGUAUAAGGUGCAGAAAGCAUUGGUAGAGAACAUGAUGGUACCAUGUAUAAACGCAAAGCCCUAUCAAUACACCGAGCUCCUAAUGACAUUACCAGACCUUGCUCAGAACUUUUUUCCAAGGGUAUCAGUGAAUACCUGCCGGGCUAUGCUUGAUGCACUAGGUCUUUCACUGUACCGACCUAAUUCAACGCAACUGCAAGUGCUCCGGAACUCGGGCAAAUGCAAAUCGGCAGCUGCUGGCGAAAACGGGAUAGCGCUUGUGCAGAUUCGCGACGUCAUGCAACAUAUGCCUCAGUUUAAGUACAUGUUGCGGUCUGGCUUGGCCGCUGACGAGCCGCCCCAUCAGCCUCCCAGACCCGCUCAUGCCCCGCCACCCUCGCAUGCCAAACGGGCAAGGGCCAAUUAG
Messenger RNA from Pieris macdunnoughi, 1956 nucleotides. The record is from the annotation of a GenBank genome assembly. NCBI's taxonomy places the organism in Eukaryota, Metazoa, Arthropoda, Insecta, Lepidoptera, Pieridae.